AUGACGUUUGAGUUGAAAGAGCUGACCGAACAGCAAAAGCAACUGGUGAAACAGAUAGAUGCAAACACACAGGUGGUGCAUAAAUUCAAACUCCAAUUUUCAAACCAGCCGGACCAAUCGUAUACUGCAACGGAGGAUAUAAAUAAUCUUGAAAUGCUGCUCAAUAAUCUAAAGCAUGAGUUAGCCACCAUCAACAAGAACCAUAGCAUAUCGGGGGCACUUUCUUCACUAAAGAAUCAUUUAACGUCGCUGGUUGACCUUACUUCGAUUAAAUUGCGACAAGAAUUAAAAAACGAAAUAAAUCAGCUUGACAAACAAAGCCCUCAGGAAGAUCCAAAUAUCAAGCUCAAUAUUUUGGACGAGCUGAAAUCGUUAUCUACCAAAUUUGACACAAUACAGAAAAAAGCUCAGCUUUCCACCUCGCCAGUUUCACAGAAUGAUUGUGAUCACUCGGGAUGGCGUUUAAUUGGAUCAACAAAGCGUUGGAAAGCUGACUGGCGAUCCUUUGACGAAAAGACGAAGCGUCGUGAAGAACAGGACAGAAUACAAUUCAGAGCAUGGCGAAAUAGGCAAAAACGUUCACGACAACGAAAUCGAGCAUCCAGAAGCAGCAAUUUACUGAACAGAAAUCACGUUUAUGGCAACAAUAACAACAACAGUAACAACAACAACAACUAUCAUAGAGGACAGAACAACAACUUCAACACCAAUAGUAACCGUUUUCGAAACAUGUCGAUUUGGUCUAUCACAAAUUAA
Wyeomyia smithii (pitcher-plant mosquito) is the source of this 756-nucleotide messenger RNA. RefSeq names its product tubulin-specific chaperone C-like. The record is from RefSeq and is a predicted model, not a curated record. The transcript has a single exon. The coding region runs from base 1 to 756 and encodes 251 amino acids. NCBI's taxonomy places the organism in Eukaryota, Metazoa, Arthropoda, Insecta, Diptera, Culicidae.